CAUGCACCAAAUAACAAGCCGUUUGACAACGCUAGUUUGCGAUAAGAGAUAACUAUGGCUUCCUCCUUGAUAAAGUGGUUAAGAGGAUUAUAUGUUUUUUUCUUAACAUGUCUCCUGUCCGUAUGGGCCUUUUUGAAUUUAGAAGAAUUAAAUGAAAUGAAAUAUGGAAUACAGAUUCUGCCCGACCCUGUUAUUAUGGGGCAGGUGGAAGAUGUGAUGUUGGUUUCUAACAAAUACAAGCAGCUGUAUGAGUGUAGGCUGCCUGCUCAGGCUGUGCGCUUUCAUCAGGACCCGGUGUCGGAGCCUGACGUGCAGGGCUACAGUGGCCCAGGAGUCCCUGAGCUCCUCAAACCCAUGCAGACUGCAGCCUGCUUAAUUAAGACCAAAGACUGGUGGACAUAUGAGUUCUGCUACGGCCAGCACAUUAGGCAGUACCAUUUAGAAGAUUCAGAGAUCAAUGGAGAUGUGCUAUUUUUGGGAUAUUAUGAUUCAGAGUUUGACUGGACCAAUGAAACUGCCAAGGCUUCUAAGCAGCAUAAGCUGAAGAGGUAUCACAGUCAGUCAUAUGUCAAUGGCUCCAAAUGUGACCUGAACGGCAACCCCAGAGAGACAGAAGUCAGAUUUGUGUGCGAGGAGGGCUCAAGUGACUUCAUUGCACGGGUGGAUGAACCUCAGUCCUGUCGCUAUGUCCUGACAGUGCACACGUCUCGUACAUGCCAGCAUCCGCUCCUGCGCCAACCUUCCAAUGCCAAGCCACAAGGCAUUGUGUGCCAACCUGCUCUCAGUGCCCAGCAGUACAUGGACUACGUCAAGGCUCAAGUCUCUGACACUAAACGUAAAGUGGAACAGAUCUCAGAGGAGCUCAGGAACCUGGAUGAAAUUCUGUCAAAAGAUGACAAGAACAAGGGAUUGCAAGAUGACAAAAUAGAUGAGAGCUCUGCAGUCCAUUCAGAUGAGACGACAGUUCCAGGGUCAGAGACCAAAGAGGCUGAGGCAGCUGAGGGAGACUCUGUGAGUGAAGAGGCAGAGGACAAGGGCUUCUGGGAGGGAGUUACCAAACCUGCCAGCACAGAGUCAAGCACACCCGAAUCAGAGAGCCCUCAGGAGCCUCAGGAGAGUCAGUUGCAUGAGAAUGACAUAUUUGGGGAAGAAAAGUUUAAUUUUAAAAUCAUCACUGACCCUGCAGAAUUGAUGAAGUUUGUACAACACCUUAAAGAGAGCAAUCAAAAGAACAUGAAAGCCGAGCUGGAAAAAGAGAGCCAGCAAUCAUCUCAGAAGAGAGUGGAGGAGGAGAAAAAAGAAAGGACAAAAGGGAGGGAAGUGGAGGUGGAGAUAGAGGAAGGGGAUGAGGAUGAGAGAUUACUGCAAGAAUUUGAGGAUGAGAUGGAAGAUCUGUCUGUCCCCUCCUCCAAGAUUGAAGAGAUAAAAGAAGAGAUGCAGAAAGAGUUUGACAACAUCAUAGAGGAAGCUGAGCAAGAGUUAGAGAACGAAGGUCUUAAGGGAGAGUUUGAUCGCUCUCAGGCGAUGCAAACUUUAGAGAACACACUUGGGAAACUCCUGGAUCGUGUUGAAGACAAGACCGGACAUGAAAAUGAACCAGAAACAGAAGAAAAUAUAGAAAUGCAUAAAAAUACACACUCUCCACAUAAGAAAGAGGGAGGCCCUUCCCCUGGCAGCCCAGACCUGGUUCCCAAAACACCAGCCCAAGCGGGCAGCAGUGGCGAGCAGGUAAAAGUCAGGGUGACUAAGUAUAAGGUGGGCGGAGGUGUGGCUGCAGGAGCUGUUACCGGGGGCAACGAUGAUGAGGGGGGUGUGAAGGUGAAGGAACUGGGCGAGGGCGACCCCCAGUGGCAGCAGAUUCAGGAAGUGGUCAAAGAACAGCUAGAGAGAGCCGGCAUCAAAGCCGAAGGAAAGAUUGAGGUGAAGAUAUUAACCCAUAAAACAGCAGAUGAAGCAGGAGACCAGUGGCUUUCUGAGGAGGAUACAAAAUCAUUUAGAGAGCUUCUCAUCAACCUUUUGACGGGAGGCACAGAGGAGGUAUAUAAAGAGCAGAAGAGACAGCAAGAGUUGGAGAAUAACUACAGAUUUGUGUGGGGAGAGAAACAGGAUGACAACCAAUCCACAGGAAACAGUGAUUCUGAUGAUGCAGACUUUUGAGCCCUCUCUUGCUCUUAACUUGGGACAAAUUUUUUUUUUUUUUAACUCUGAGCUAAGACCAGACAUGCCGUUGAUUGAUUGUAUUAUGUAGUCAUUGUUGUUUUGGUUCAUGUGGCAUCCCCACCGAACUGCUUUCUUGGAUCGUUUCAGUCAUGAGAACCUUCUGCGAUGUUCAGCCCACUUCCACAAACUCUGAUUAUUCUUUGAGCAUCUGAGUUAUGUCCUUCCUGUUUCAGUCUUGUUGUUUUUUCCCUUAACAAAUAUAAAAAUCACUUGCAUUUGGUGUCGAUAUUUCACAUCCAUGUUACAGUGAUGUUGGGGAACCUGCUGAUAUUCCCUAAAUGUCAGUUUUGUUUUUUCAGACUUGUGAAAUUCACCAUGCUCUUUAUGUCUAUGUGUGACAGGUUAUGAAACAGACUUAACGGUACCUCCUUUCUCAUGCACACUAACUGGUGUACUAAGUUUAUUGUUCAUUGUUCAAAGUCAGUCUGGAUCAUCAUGUUCUCAUAACAACAAAAAUAGUCACGGUCUGUUUGAUUUUUGGUUGCUCUUGAAUGUCAAGAAAAUCUGGAUACAUGAAAUAAUUGUUUUUUUAUUAAUGAUAAGAAGGGUUCAAGGCAGGCACAGUGUGGUAGUAGAGUUGAUGCAGUCAUCCUAAUGUAAAUUGAAGCAGUGACAGGUAACCAAUGUUUAGUCACCAUUUAUUUUCUGGUAUUUUAAUGAGUUAUUUUGGAUUUCUAAUAUGCUGCUUUUUUUUUUGGCCACUGUUGAGGCUCAUAUCUGUUGCAAACAUGUACAAUUAGAUUCUCAUACAGCUACUGUGCCAAGCUCUGGACUGUAAGCAUUUAUAAUUCACCGUAAUGCAUAUAUUUAAUGUUUAGUCAUGUUUAGACAAGGCUUUAAAUAAUUUAUCUCUAAUCACAUCAUUUUAAGAUAGAGCUGGCUUUUCAUUUACCUUGUACCAAAACUGAUGCCAACUAUUAGAAAUCCACUACAUUUAGACACAUUUAGCCUCUUGGUCUCAAGACAAAAGGGCUCUCUUUGUUGUAAAUUUUUUUGAGUGGUUAUAAUUUGGUAGAUUGUAAAUAAUGUUGCUGUAGUGUCUGAAUUGUUUGUUGAUACGUUUAAAGCAUAGGCUACUUUGAGUUUUUAAUGUAAGCACACUUGUCCUCUGUGUGAAAGGACAGGAGUGGUAAAUCUGCUGUAAGCAAAUUCUUUUUUUCUUUUUUAUACCAUGCAUAAAAUGUUCCUGUCACCUUACAAAUAUUUCCGAAAUAGGAGUUAUAAUUGAGAAAUAAAAAAAUCUGAAGGCAGCUCUCAAUGGCAGGCCUUUAGAGCAGGACUACGCAUUUGUCCAAUGAAUACGGCGACAUCUUUGAUUUUAUGGGAAUGACAUUGAGGCUGUGAGGGAUAGACUUACUUCAGUGGCAUGCAUGGUAUAUAAAGCUGUAAAAAGCUCCUAGAUCACAUCAGAUUUUCCACAACUCGUUGUCUAGAGUUUUGUUUUGGGUUUUUUGUCUACUGAAUGUUCUUGAAAAUACAUUUUUCUUGAAGCUGUAGUACAGCCCAUUUACAGCCUCGUUGUCGUUCCAGUCAAAAAUCAAAGAUGGCGCUGCUGUGAAUAAGGUCUACUCUAGCGAGUGGCCCUGAAAUUGUUUACAGCAGUUUAAGAGUUAAAAUGUCGACUUCCACGAAAUGCACCUUUGUACAUGUUUGUACUACUGGAAAAGCAUUUCAUCUCAGCAUCCUCCUGAAAAUGCAUUCAUUUAGAAAUGCUGAUUGAAUAAUGUGAAACAAUAAAUGUACAGAUGAUACGA
Messenger RNA from Myxocyprinus asiaticus (Chinese sucker), 3974 nucleotides. RefSeq names its product protein OS-9-like. The coding region runs from base 55 to 2157 and encodes 700 amino acids. Gene Ontology annotation, biological process: retrograde protein transport, ER to cytosol; endoplasmic reticulum unfolded protein response. Gene Ontology annotation, cellular component: endoplasmic reticulum lumen. Lineage: Eukaryota; Metazoa; Chordata; Actinopteri; Cypriniformes; Catostomidae. The record is from RefSeq and is a predicted model, not a curated record. The transcript is spliced from 15 exons.